UAGUCCGAGCUACUGAGGAGGCUUGAUGCAAGAGAAUCACUUGAGUCCAGCAGGAGUUUGAGGUUGCUGUGAGCUAGAGGCGAACAGGGCACUCAACCCAGGGUGACAGAGUUAGACAGUGUCAAAAAAAGGAAGGGAGGGAGGGAGGAAAAGGAAGAAAAGCAAGCAACAGACCAAAAUAAAACUCCACAGCAUGGUUUUGGUAGUUUUCAGCCCAAAUACCCCAUAGCUUCGUCUUCUGCUGUUUCUUUACCCUCCCAGUGCCUCAGGUUCCCCACCCGAGGAAUGGGGCUAUAGAGGCGCCCUUUCAUGGUUGGGAGGUGUUCCAGGCGGUGUCCCUGCGCGGGGUGGAUAGCCCAGGUCACAGGGAGAAGCCGCUGGUGGGUUCCUCGGGUCGGGGCGGGGCGGGCUAAAUCCGGGUGGCCAGUGAGUGGCAGGAGCAGCUGCCGCCGGGCCGGGCGCCCUCCGCAGUCCCUUAGUGGAGCUCCCCAGCUCGGGCCGGUCUGACCGGUUUGGGCCGCCCCGCCUAGCUCUGGGCUGGGAGGAGCCGCCGCCAGCCCGGCGGUCCGUGUAUCCCUCGGGGUCUCCGUGAAUCUAAACCUCGGAACCAGACCCGGGACGCAGAGGGCGCCCGCGGGGAUGGGGGCCGAGCGGCAGCAUUACUACGGGAAGCACGGAACGCCACAGAAGUAUGACCCCACCUUCAAAGGACCCAUUUACAACAGGGGUUGUACGGACGUCAUUUGCUGUGUGUUCCUUCUCCUGGCCAUUGUGGGCUAUGUGGCUGUGGGCAUCAUAGCCUGGACCUAUGGAGACCCUCGGAAAGUGAUCUAUCCCACUGACAGCCGGGGCGAGUUCUGUGGGCAAAAGGGCACGAAAAACACGAACAAACCCUACUUGUUUUAUUUCAACAUUGUGAAGUGUGCCAGCCCACUGGUCCUGUUGGAAUUUCAGUGUCCCACCCCGCAGAUCUGCGUAGAGAAAUGUCCCGAUCGCUACCUCACCUAUCUGAAUGCUCGCAACUCCCGGGACUUUGAGUACUAUAAGCAGUUCUGUGUUCCUGGCUUCCAGAACAAUAAAGGUGUGGCCGAGGUGCUUCGAGAUGGUGACUGCCCUGCUGUCCUCACCCCCAGCAAACCCUUGGCCCAGCGAUGCUUCCCAGCCAUCCAUGCCCACAAGGGGGUCCUCAUGGUGGGCAACGAGACAACAUAUGAAGAUGGACAUGGCUCUCGGAAAAACAUCACAGACUUGGUAGAAGGUGCCAAGAAAGCUAAUGGGGUCCUGGAGGCCCGGCAGCUGGCCAUGAGGAUAUUUGAAGAUUACACCGUCUCUUGGUACUGGAUUGUCAUAGGACUGGUCAUCGCCAUGGUGAUGAGCCUCCUAUUCAUCAUCCUGCUCCGCUUCCUGGCUGGCAUUAUGGUUUGGGUGAUGAUUGUCAUGGUGAUUCUGGUGCUGGGCUAUGGAAUAUUUCACUGCUACAUGGAGUAUUCCCGACUGCGAGGUGAGGCUGGCUCUGAUGUCUCCCUGGUGGACCUUGGCUUUCAGACAGAUCUCCGGGUGUACUUGCACUUACGGCAGACAUGGAUGGCCUUCAUGAUCAUUCUGAGUAUCCUCGAAGUUAUUAUCAUCUUGUUGCUCAUCUUUCUUCGGAAGAGAAUUCUCAUCGCUAUUGCACUUAUCAAAGAAGCCAGCAGGGCUGUGGGAUAUGUCAUGUGCUCCAUGCUGUACCCGCUGGUCACCUUCUUCCUGUUGUGCCUCUGCAUUGCGUACUGGGCCAGCACUGCCGUUUUCCUGUCCACUUCCAAUGAAGCAGUCUAUAAGAUUUUUGAUGAUGUGUCCUGCCCACUGACUGGGAAAACCUGCAAACCUGAGACCUUCCCCUUCGUCAAUGAAUCCCACCUGUGCCCCAACGCUCGCUGCCAGUUUGCCUUCUACGGGGGUGAAUCGGGCUACCACCAGGCACUGCUGGGCCUGCAAAUCUUCAACGCCUUCAUGUUCUUCUGGCUGGCCAACUUUGUGCUGGCCCUGGGCCAGGUCACACUGGCUGGGGCCUUCGCCUCCUACUACUGGGCCCUGCGCAAGCCGGACGACUUGCCAGCCUUCCCGCUCUUCUCUGCCUUUGGCCGGGCGCUCAGGUACCACACAGGCUCCCUGGCUUUCGGCGCCCUCAUUCUGGCCAUUGUGCAGAUCAUACGAGUGAUUCUCGAGUAUCUGGAUCAGCGCCUAAAAGCUGCGGAGAAUAAGUUUGCCAAGUUUCUCAUGACCUGUCUCAAAUGCUGCUUCUGGUGCCUGGAGAAAUUUAUUAAAUUCCUGAACAGGAAUGCCUACAUCAUGAUUGCCAUCUAUGGCACCAACUUCUGCACUUCGGCCAGGAAUGCCUUCUUCCUGCUCAUGAGAAAUAUUAUCAGAGUAGCCGUCCUGGACAAAGUUACCGACUUCCUCUUCCUGUUGGGCAAACUUCUGAUCAUGGGUAGUGUGGGGAUCCUGGCUUUCUUCUUCUUUACACAUCGUAUCAGGAUUGUGCAGGAUACAGCACCACCUCUCAAUUAUUACUGGGUCCCUAUACUGACAGUGAUCAUCGGCUCCUAUAUGAUUGCCCAUGGCUUCUUCAGCGUCUAUGGCAUGUGCGUGGACACCCUGUUCCUCUGCUUCUGUGAGGACCUGGAAAGGAAUGACGGUUCUCAGGAGCGACCCUACUUCAUGUCGCCUGAGCUAAGAGACAUCCUGUUGAAGGGGAGUGCGGAGGAGGGGAAGCGGGAGGAAGUUGAGGAGUGAUGGGGGCUGGCUUGGGAUUAGGUUUCCUCCCUGUAGACUGGGGGUACAUGCAAGGGGGCCUUCUUGCCUGGGAGUGUGGGGCUCAUGUGUGUCCCUUGGAGCCCACUGCAGUCUGGCCCUCUCUGGUCCUAGUGUAUCUUGCUUCCUAACCCUCUGAGGCUUCUCUGUGGCCCUUGUUCCCCAACCCCACCCCUGGAGGCUUCUGCCCAUGGACUCUGCUCAUGUCUACCACUCUGGGACCUCUCUCCGCAGUGGAGGAUCUGGAGAGGAAUGAUGGCUCGGCCGAGAGGCCUUACUUCAUGUCUUCCACUCUCAAGAAGCUCUUGAACAAGACCAACAAGAAGCCUGCGGAGUCCUAACAGCCCAUCUUCUACUUCUCGGGGAUCCUCACACCAGGUGCUCUGCAGCUGGGUCAAUUCCCCCAGCCCCUGGGAUUUACCUGAAGUCCUGUCACUGCCCCUAGGCCCCCUUCUUCAUUAAUCAGUUUUCUAGGGACCUGGAAAAUUGGGGGCAUCUCCUCCCUGUGCCAAGGGGCCCCAAUAAGACUGCAAAGUGAGUCUCUCUUGCCCUCACUGGCCUGAAUGGAGAGAAAUCCAGUGGGGUCUCUUGAUGUCCAAGAGGCAAUGUGGUCUGACCUCUGCAAGCUCCCUUAUGCUUCCUGUCCCUCUCUUCAUGACAAUGGGACAGACUACAGGAAGGACAGCAUUUGUGUCUGAGUGAACUCUGGCUCCAAACUCUUCUGUUUGCCACUGCCCGCCCUUGCCAGGACUGAACCCCUUCUCCAUGGCUGAACAGUUAACUCAAGGGCCACCAGAAGCAUUUCUUUUUUCUUAUUAUUUUUUUUAACCUGGGCGUGCACUAAAUGGUCUAUUAGCUUUUUUCCAUCUGUCUCAACAGCUGAGAUGGGGCCACCAAGGAGUGCCUUCCUUUGACCCCUCCCUGCCAGGCGUGGCUGGGGUGAAAUCUUGUGUGCCCAGGUGGGGGUAUCUUCUGGUUGGGGAUGGGGUCUUGAUGGGAGAGGGAGGGAAGGAGACUGUUAGGACCAUGGGGAGCACACCUGGGUGGCCAGGCUGGAGGAGACCACUAAUAGCUGCUUAAUGGAAACCUCCUGGCUGCCUGACUAGGUUGGACUGGAUUUCCCCCCUUCCUCCACCAGUUAGGACACAGCUCUCUUUGUAAGAGAGGAAAGAAACUGAAUCCACCCAAGGGAUGGUUUCAGGGGGAGAGCUGGGAGGCUGGAUGCCCUAGGCAAACCAGGCCCCUCUACCCCCAUAUCUCGCCUUGAGGACCCUUUUGCCAAACUUGUUGAACUCUGGGAACCUGGUUUCCUGGUUCCUCCUUUGCCAUAUUCCAAAUGCCCUUCCCCCACCGACUUCAUGUCUCUGCU
This is a messenger RNA of Nycticebus coucang (slow loris), 4162 nucleotides long. It is a transcript of the gene SLC44A2, whose product is annotated as solute carrier family 44 member 2. Gene Ontology annotation, biological process: transmembrane transport; choline transport. Gene Ontology annotation, cellular component: membrane. The coding region runs from base 640 to 2775 and encodes 711 amino acids. Lineage: Eukaryota; Metazoa; Chordata; Mammalia; Primates; Lorisidae. The transcript is spliced from 22 exons. The record is from RefSeq and is a predicted model, not a curated record. Gene Ontology annotation, molecular function: choline transmembrane transporter activity.